AUAGUGAAAUCCCCAUGAGAAAGGGUUUACAAUUUUCUCUUUUUUUCAAUUGACCAAACAUAGAUGAUUGAAUGACACAUCUUUAUACUUUUCUUUUGAGUCAUGAUCCAUCCACCACCUGCUUCCUUCAAAAACAGUCCUCAAUUCAAAGUACAGAAAUCUCUACAACUAACUCAACAGUAAAGGAUGAACUUUGAGAAUUCAAAGAGAGAAAAAGUUAAGAGGGCCUAUGUCCCUUCUUUUCCAGGGAAUCUAGCCAGGAUUUAUGCCUUCUGCUUUCCAUGAAGAUUAACCAAACUUGUCAUCACUGCUUUAUAGAGGUCAAAUAUAUAUAUAUAUAUAUAGCCAUCAACCACCUUCAAGUUUUCAAAAGCACAAAACAGAAAGAACAACAUCAAGAGGAUAUUUUGGUAAUGAAAUUUUUGGUAUUCGAAUGGUGAACAUGGAAAUUGUUCCAGCAUGCAAGAACAUAGCGGCUCAAUAUGUGGAAAUGAGAGUGCCUUUGUAUUCUUAUGGGUGGGAGGAGAAAGUAAACAAGGCUCCAUCACAUCUCAGAGGUACACACUUGGUAAAUGUGGAUUUCUAUCAACAGAAGGUGACAAUGUGGGGAAUAUGCAACAAGUAUGAAGUGCUAGCAACCAUGAGGAAGAAGAGAAAACAAACUCAAUUUUGGAAUCCAGAAGACAAUAAUGUAGAAAUGGAACCAUCGCAACCAACACUGUCAUCACUAUACCCUCUUCCACAUGACUGCUCCAUGCCAUCUUUAACUCUAGCUAGGGCUCGGUCUCUCAAUUGGAAAGCAUGGAAGAAGGUCUUCAUUCGGUCCAAUUCCUUCUAAAAUUAAGAAUAAAUGUAAGGUUGAUCACUGCACCAAAAAAAAAAAAAAAAAAAGAUGGUUUUUGACAUGUUUGGCAACUGCUCCUUCGGAUUUUUCUUAUCCAUAUAAAAUAUGAAACAUUUGGUCAGUCAGCAUGAGUGUGCACAAACAAACAGAUCCUUGCUAUUCAUGAUAGUCCAACAGAUAAGUACUAGUAUUAGACUUGAGGGGAUGAACCCAUCAUUUGACACAUUUCCUCUAGAAAUUAAGACCAUGUUUGGCCAAAUUCAAAGCUUGUUAUCCUGGUAGGAACUAGUCAUUGUUUUGUCUUCCAAAUGAGAAAAUUGGUUUCAGAUUUUCAAAUUAAGGGUCUCUUUCUUUUCUCUUUUCUAAUAUGUAUAAGUAAACAGGUUGUCAUUUUGUGAUUUAGAUCAUUUUCCAUCCAAAGCAUUAAAAAAUUUUGGAACUACGUACAUUGGAAGCUUCAUACAGUUUUUACCCCUUCAAUUUCUUCGAAAAUUCUCCAUUUUAUAGUUUUUUCUAAAUAAAUCAUUCAACUUUUUUCGUUGGGUUGUGCUUAAAAUUCCAAAUGCACUCAAAAAUGUUUCAUCCAUUUAAAUUUAAAGACAAAUUUAAUGUCUCUAUUGGGAUUGGUUGCAGGGAUUUGUCUUAAUGAUAACUCUUACGACACACCUAGGGAUGCUCCAAGAUGUCGAUACAGCUUGUUAAAAAUAAAAUAAAAAUAGUAAUUAAAAACAGAUUAAGAGAGUUGGUGAUAGAAAGAAACUAUUGACAUAGAGAGCCUUAAAAUUAGGUCCCAACUGGUUGUUACUUGUUAAUGAUUGCAAAAUUAAUCAUUGUCAUGACAUUAUUGUUAAUAUGAUUAUAUAGAUAUAAUAAAAAACCACAUGGAAGAUUACAAUUAAACUAGAAAAUAGCAUUAAUAAAAAAAAAACAAAGGCAAGUUAAUCCCCAUCUUAUAAUUAAAAAUGGAUGUAUAAAGAUAGAACUAUCAACUUGACUUCACAUUUUCCAUCCUUUCUUUCAUCAAACCCAUCUCCCAGUUCUCUUCCAUCAACAAAAUACACAAUUUUGAGAGAGAGAGAGAGAGGGAGGUGAUGAUAAACGUGGGGAUGGUGGUGGAGCUGUUGGAAGAGUACAGGGCGGCAAUGGCAAGGGUGAGGGAGCAGCUUUUGGUCCCAAGGCGUAUGAGAAUGCAAGUGCAGUUUCUGAGGAGUUUCCAUUCUGCUUCCACUUCAGCCAUUACUGCUCAAGAAGAUUCUCCUUCUUUCAUGGUUUACUUUUGAAAAAACUCAGAAUUCAUAUUUCUGAGAUCUCUUCUAGAGUCCAUUUCAUCUUCUUGUACUUUAAUUUAUUGAUUUAUUUCCCUUCAGAUCAUGUGGUUAAAAUGGCUUGGAUGGUAGAGAAUUCUUUCAUUGCAUAGUACCCUUUUACUAUGCAAAAGUUCUUUCAUUGAAGUACUGCAAAAACAAUAACACAGUUCAAGCUCUAUGCAGAACAUUGUGAUUCCAA
Camellia sinensis is the source of this 2350-nucleotide messenger RNA. The record is from RefSeq and is a predicted model, not a curated record. Lineage: Eukaryota; Viridiplantae; Streptophyta; Magnoliopsida; Ericales; Theaceae.